ACGUGCACAGGCUCCCCUACGACGCCGUAUCGUUGCUCAAAAACCAAAAGCCUUCUCAGUCUUCAGGUCCCUUCCCUCAACUCCAACGUCGCCAUUCCCCAAUCCUCCUCCCUUCACAGUCUUCCCGCGAAUCCAAUUCCGCCGCCCGAACCCGAAAUCGAAACCGUUUCGAUCACUUAGCCGGGAAUCUGACCGGAAUCUCUCUCAGAUUCCGAUCCGAGCCAGAGACGGAGCUCCGUCUCAGCAGUGACCCCGGCGUGCGGCGAUCGGAUCGCCGAUCAUGUCGUCGAAGACUCUUCCUUACUCCAACAAAGAUAUCCACUACGACAACGCCAAGUUCCGCCAACGCUCCGUCUUCAAGGUGAUAAAUCAGACCUUACUCACCAGUAACGUAAAGCAUCAUUGUACGAGUUGUAGUACAGGAAAGUUUCUAGUGUUGCUAAUGAUAUUUGGUAUAGCGUGUCUUCUGCUGACACAUACAAGUUCCCCCGGUUCUGUUUCGAACGGUUUAGUGAAUGGUAGUGGGAAUGGUACAUAUGAGCACAAUAUAAGCGGUGGCAUUAGGUUUCCAAAUCUUUUCAGACGAGCACCGAGGCUUCCUCCUCAACUAACGCCUGACCAAAUAGGAGGUGGCGGCAAACUUGGACCAAAUUGGGUAGAUAGGCAAGAAAAUGUGAAGAAAGCUUUUAUUCAUGCAUGGUCCGGGUAUAAAAGGUAUGCAAUGGGUUUUGAUGAGUUGAAGCCCUUAAGCAAGCAGGGAGUUGAUGGGUUAGGAGGUCUUGGUGCAACUGUUGUGGAUGCCCUUGAUACUGCCAUGAUAAUGGGUGUUGAUGAAGUUGUUUCUGAAGCAGGCUUAUGGAUUGAGAAGCACCUUUCGAAUAGGAUUAGUGAGAAAGGCCAAGUUAAUUUAUUUGAAACAACAAUACGUGUUUUGGGUGGUCUGUUAAGUGCAUAUCAUCUCAGUUCUGUGAACCAAGGGACAAACUCAACACAUACAGGACCUGAGCCGGCUGUUUAUCUAGAAACUGCUAAGAACUUGGCCGAUCGUCUGCUAUCUGGUUUUACUUCAAGUCCAACUGCUAUUCCCUAUGGUGAUGUUGUUCUUCGUGAUCCUUCAGCACAUCCAGCUCCGGAUGGUCUUAGCAGUACUUCAGAAGUUUCUACCUUACAGCUUGAGUUCAACUAUCUCAGUUCCGUUUCUGGUGAUCCAAAAUACACUGUGGCAGCUAUGAAGGUCUUAGAACACAUGAAGACUCUACCAAAGGUGGAAGGGCUGGUUCCUAUAUUUAUAAACCCCAACACUGGUGAAUUUAGUGGAGAAAAUAUAAGACUGGGAUCUCGUGGCGACAGCUACUAUGAAUACCUACUGAAAGUUUGGCUUCAGAAGGGACCAAAUCGAGAAAGUAAUUUGACAUAUCUCUAUGAUAUGUAUGAGGAAGCAAUGAAAGGUGUUAGGCAUCGUCUUGUUAGGAAAUCAAUACCAAAUGGAUUGGUUUUUGUAGGGGAAUUGCCUUAUGGAUCUGAUGGUGAUUUUAGUCCAAAAAUGGAUCAUCUGGUAUGUUUCUUGGCUGGUACUCUUGCACUUGGUGCCACCAAAGGCAUUACCAAGGAAAAAGCAAUGAGAGAUAAUUUGCUAAAUUUUGAAGAUCUUGAAAAUUUGAAACUUGCAGAAGAUCUGGCUAAAACAUGCUUUGAGAUGUAUUCAGUAACCUCUACUGGUCUUGCUCCAGAAAUUGCUUACUUUCAUACAGAGGAAUUUUCUGAUGGAGGUCUUGAUGGCGGUAACAAGAGUUCAAAAUAUUUGAAUGACAUAAUCAUCAAACGUGCGGAUCGACAUAAUCUCUUGCGUCCUGAAACUGUUGAAUCAUUGUUUGUCUUGUACCGUAUUACAGAAGAUCCAAAAUAUCGUGAAUGGGGUUGGCAGAUUUUUGAAGCAUUUGAGAAAUAUACAAGGAUUGAUACUGGUGGAUACAGUUCUUUGGAUGAUGUAACUAAAAUUCCUCCUCAUACAAGAGACAAGAUGGAGACGUUUUUUUUGGGAGAGACUCUAAAGUAUCUGUACUUGCUGUUUGGAGAUACUUCUCUUGUUCCUUUGGAUAAAUAUGUUUUUAACACUGAAGCUCAUCCUAUUCCAAUUGAAGGAACUACCAAGAGGGUGUAACACUUUGCAGUAUACAGUAUCAUUUAAGAAGAAAUCAUGUAUGGACAGAUCAUAUGAUAGCAGGUGUAAACAGUAAACUCUAGUUGAGGUUUUAGAGGCGGCUUUAGUUGUUUCUCUUCUCGCGUCAUUCACUGGUGAUUCAAUAUGCGUUCUUCUGCAUUACCGUCAAAAGCCUAAAGAAGGAGAAUCUUCCUGGACGUCGCUACACUUGUGGAGCAAAAUAUAAUGACAAUUUCUUGCUAUUUUACGAAUUUUGAUUAUUAGAUGAAGGGUGUUUUACCCAUUGAAAGUUAAAGUGCCAUAUUUUGUAAGCGACUUCUUUUCUCCAGUAGUAUUACUGGCUUUUGAGAACCCCAAUGUUGGUUGGUCGCAUCAAAACUUAUGUUAAUUCUUAUUAAAUGUUGCCUAAGAGUUACAAGUUA
Messenger RNA from Rosa rugosa (rugosa rose), 2583 nucleotides. Its product is annotated as mannosyl-oligosaccharide 1,2-alpha-mannosidase MNS3. Gene Ontology annotation, biological process: N-glycan processing; carbohydrate metabolic process. The record is from RefSeq and is a predicted model, not a curated record. The transcript has 6 exons. The coding region runs from base 281 to 2161 and encodes 626 amino acids. Gene Ontology annotation, cellular component: membrane; trans-Golgi network; endosome. NCBI's taxonomy places the organism in Eukaryota, Viridiplantae, Streptophyta, Magnoliopsida, Rosales, Rosaceae. Gene Ontology annotation, molecular function: mannosyl-oligosaccharide 1,2-alpha-mannosidase activity; calcium ion binding.